UAGUUAGGAACAUGGCGGAUGGGAGAUGUAUCGCCGGUUACUUCAGAAGAAACUCACUGUGCGUUAUGGAGGAGUGUUAGUUUUUUUCGGCGAGAGACACUCUGACUCCACCAUCGUGUGAAUUUGGCCGAAUUUGCUGACGAAGUCACAGUGUAUGCAAUGCAAAGAGACUCAGAGCGGACAACUUUGGGCUUGCGGGCGAAGCGGGCACCGGCAGCGGUGCGGACGGACUCACAGCGCACAGGAGCAUUUAGGCAUAUCACAGCAUCUGUCUCCAUAGCAUUGAGUUUUGGGGCUUGAAGGGGCUGAAGGACCCCCUGAAGACCAAGCCGAAGACUGGCCCAUCACGCUGGGAGCACUGGGAGGGCCGGGGAGGCAGCUCACCUCCUCCAGCUACGGUGGGACGGACGCAGUGAACUCGUCUGCUGCCCAUCGUUGAGUUCCCGUGGUGGCAUGUUCAGAUCCUGCGGAGGCCAUGGAACUGCAGGAUAGGAAACGGGAGGAGGAGGCAGAUGCCCUGGGGCUCUCUACCAGCCAAGCACUCAGCACCCUGCGCGACCAGCUCAGCGCCUUGUUGCUGCAGCAGCAGCAGAAACGGAGCCGGCGACGACCCACCCUGCAGGAACUGUGGGCCAAGAGCUUCCUUCACCAUAACAACCGCCACUCUAGCUUCCAUUGGCCAGGAGUUGCCUUCACUUUGCUGGUUGUUUUUGGGCUGCUGUGUUGCCAUGGCAGCCAGCCAAAGGGCAGCCAGGGGAUUGAACUGGUGAAUGCCUGUGCGCUUUUCCUCCUGUUGCUACUGAACCUGUUUCUCAUUGGACGUCAGGAGCGGCUAAAGAAGAGUGAAAUGGUGCGGCGCCUGAAGUCCAUAAUAUCUCAGCUUGACAACACAUUACAGGCAAGUGCAGGGGAGCCAAUCAAGUGGUCUGCCUCACUGUACCCAGACCUGUACACUCCCUCCUCCCCCUCCUGGUCUCUGCACUGGACAUACCGGGACAACCAGCUGGUCAACCUACCUGUCAGUCUGCUGGUGGAGGGGGACAUCAUUGCUCUCCGGCCAGGACAGGAGUCAUUUGCUUCUCUGCGUGGAAUAAAGGAUGAUGAGCACAUUGUGCUGGAACCUGGUGAUCUGUUUCCCCCAUUCUCCCCUCCUCCAUCUCCCCGAGUGAAUGAGAAGAGGGGUCCACAGAGCCCACAGCAGUUCCGCCUCUUCAGGGUGGUCCGCACCCCCAUCCUGGACAGCAUCAGGAACAGUCUGGACCUGGCUUUGUCUCGCCCAGUCACUGCCUUGGACAACGAGCGGUUCACAGUGCAGUCCAUCAUGGCCAAAUUCGCCUGCCCUGUUGUGCUGGUGGCGUUUCUCGUCGUUAACACUGCACGAUACUUUUUUAGUGCCCCAAGCCUCGCUGAAUCACCAGUCCGGUUUACCUUCUUCCAGCUUCAGGUGAUGGGUGUGCUCCCCAUUCUCCCACUCCUAUUCCCUGUGAUGUGGGUUGUGGUAAAUGCCUAUGGAGAGGCAAGGGUCCUAGCCGAGUCCAACCGAGCAUCCCCAACUGGCCUGCUUGCUAAGUUCUCUGAGGAUACUCUAAGCAGCUACACGGAAGUGGUGUCUUCUCAGGAGCUUCUUCGCUGUGUGUGGAGGCAUUUUGUCAGUGUGCUGAGAGGGGAGUCCCAGACACUGUGCUACACCUCAAGCCUGCUGCACUCUUUGGGCUCCGUCACUGUGCUAUGCUGUGUAGACAAGCAAGGAGUUCUGUCCUGGCCUAACCCUAGUCCAGAGACAGUAUUGUUCUUCAGUGGCCGUGUGGAGCUCCCCCACAACAGCCAGGAUGACCUGCGAGAUGACCUCUCUGUGGGCUCCUUCUGCAGGAUGGAGGGGGAUGAGGACAGGGAUGAGGCCCAGGAAGGAGAGGCUCUGCUGUCUCUUCCUGCAAUGGAGUCCUCCCACCAUGUCGGGAAUGAACAUGAGCCUAGCGAAACGUCACAUGACACAGCUCGUUCCUCAGACACCCUACGCCUGCAGCGGCACAUCCAGCCCACCCGCACCAAGCAUCCUUCAGGUUCCAAUGUCAGCUUCAGCCAUGACACUGAGGGUGGUGAGGAAGACCCCAUACAGUCCUGUGGGGCAGAGGCCAGCUGUUGUGAGGCGGAGGACUUUGUGUGCGACUAUCAUCUAGAGAUGCUGAGCCUUUCUCAGGAUCAGCAGAACCCUGUCAGCAUCCAGUUUGAUGACUCAGGCUGGCAGGGCCAUCUUCCCUCCCUCAAACCGCUGGGCCUCAACAUCCUGCUGAAUCUUUGCAAUGCUGGAGUAACCCAGCAGCUGUGCCGCUUCUCAGACCACCUGUCCAACCUGGCGUUGCAAGAGAGCCAUGGGAUCGUGCAGGCCGUGCAUGUGCCCUGGGGUCUCUGUGAGCUGUCCCGCCUCAUAGGUUUCACCCCUGGUGCAAGGGAGCUCUUCAAGCAGGAGAACCAUCUGACCUUGUACCAGCUACCGUCUGGUGAAAAGGCUAAGGAAACUGCCCCACGUCGCUUGCACAACCUCUCUAAGCGGCAGCCACCUAUCAGCCACCUCAUCAGCCUUCUAGUGCGUGAUAGCACAACCAACAAUGUGCAAAUGCUUUCCCAUGGCUCAGCUGACCUCAUACUGGAGGCCUGUACCGAUUUCUGGGAUGGUUCCGACAUCUACCCCCUCUCUGGUUCUGACAGGAAGAAGGUGCUGGAUUUCUAUCAACGUGCUUGCCUCUCAGGCUACUGCUCCGCCUUUGCCUACAAGCCCAUGCAGGUGUCCCUCUCACCGCAGCUAAAUGGGAAGUGUGUGGAGCUGGCUCCUGGCCCCACCCUGUUCUCAGGGGUGGAGCUUCCCAGCACCACUCCCAUCAAACACGGUAGCCGCAGAAAUAGCUGGAGCUCGGAUGAGGGCAUUGGGGAAGUGGUAGAGCGGGAGGACUGUGUCCAGGCUCUGAGUGGGCAAAUCUUUAUGGGCAUGGUGUCCUCGCAGUUCCAGGCCCGCCUGGACACCGUACGGCUCAUCGAUGCCCUGGUCAACGCCUGCAUACGCUUUGUCUACUUCUCCAUGGAGGAUGAGCUGCGCAGCAAGGUGUUUGCAGAGAAGAUGGGAUUGGAGACAGGGUGGAACUGCCACAUCUCCCUUACACCCAAUGGAGAUGGGAAUUGUGAUAUGCCCCCUUCCAGCCCUAGCCAUGCUGGCUCCCUGCAUGAUGACCUGCACCAAGAUUCGCGUGAUGAAGCAGAGGGGCCUUUGCUACCAGAAGACGAGGGCCACUCAGACCUUGCCAGCUUUCAGCCAACUGACAGUGACGUGCCAAGCUUUCUUGAGGACUGCAAUCGGGCUAAGCUGCCUCGUGGGAUUCAUCAGGUGCGGCCUCAUUUGAAGAACAUAGACAACGUUCCCCUGCUGGUUCCCCUCUUCACUGAUUGCACUCCUGAAACUAUGUGUGAAAUGAUGAAGAUAAUGCAGGAAAACAGGGAGGUCACCUGCUGCCUGGGCAGUUCAGCCAACUUCCGCAAUAGCUGCCUCUUCCUGCAGAGUGACCUCAGCAUCGCUCUGGAUCCUCUCUACCCAUCGCGGUGCUCAUGGGAGACCUUUGGCUAUGCAGCCAGCAGUGGGAUGAGUGAUGAAGCUGGAGGUCUCUCUCCGCUGGAACUCUCUGGAAGACUGAACACCCUGGGCUGUUCAGUUACCUUCCACCAGGGAGAGAGUGUGAGCAUAGUUAAGCUCAUUGAGCAGGCGCGUCAUACAACUUAUGGCAUUCGAAAGUGCUUCUUGUUUCUGCUGCAGUGUCAGCUGACCCUGGUGAUUAUCCAGUUUUUGGCCUGUCUGGCCCAGCUACCCCCACCAAUGAAUAUCACAGACAUCCUGUGGUUGUCCUGUUUCUGCUACCCACUUCUCAGUGUGUCCUUACUGGGGAAGCCACCGGACAGUUCAGUUAUGACGGUUGCCACAGGCAAGAACCUGGAGUCCAUUCCCAGGAAGACUCAGCAUUACUUCCUGGGAUGCUUCCUGCUCAAGUUCAGCAUUACUGUGUGCGCCUACUUGUUGGGCUUUGGCUUCAGCCUUCAGGCUGUGUGUGGAAGAAGAAAUUCAACAAUAAAUUGUUUCAACGUCUUUGCUACCAGCUCAUCACCAGAUGCCCCCCACUGGUUCACGGAGCUUUCAAAUGGGCUGCUGCUCAUCCAGAAGGUGAUGGCAGGAUUCUUGGCACUGCACACAGUUGUCAUUUCUCUCAGCUAUGUUCAUCGCUCCCAGUCGCUGUGGAGGAGGAGUCCCUUCAGUAACACUUGGUGGUGUCUCACUGUGCCUGUGGUGUUGCUGGGUCAAGUGCUGCAGGCCAUAGUGGACUUCCAGCUGUGGCAGGACAGGAGUGCCAGGGGGACUGUUGCACUGAAGGAUAUACCCAUAGAGGUGUGGCUGCUGGUGUCACUGUCACCGUUACUUGUGGUGCUGGUCAACGAGGCAGUCAAACUGCAUGAGAUCAGGGUACGAGUACGCUAUCAGAAGAGACAAAAACUGCAGUUUGAGACCAAACUGGGCAUGAACUCCCCCUUCUGAGGGACUCUUGGAAAGCAUUUUCAAGAUCUUAACUGCAUGGCACUUCUGCACGGCCCUGACUGGGGGACCUCUGGAUGCCCUCUAGAACUCAAUGUCCACAGGAGUCUAUGCUGCGCUAUAGCCCAAACGCACUGCCAACUGUCAGAAGCAGCCACAAAGCAGAAAGUUGAUAUUCUACAUUUUUCUUAAGUGAGCCGCUUGCUCUGCACCCUAGUCCUGUGGAAGUAAUAAUAUAAGCACCCUGGCAGCCCUCACCUGUCCAGCAGGCACUGUUGGGGUUUGUCGGCGCAUCAGUCGCACCUACAGCUGCACUCCCUGAGCCUUGCAGAAGGGACACAGCAAGGCCCUGUACCUCUACAUAUCUGAACUGCAUUGAUUGAUCUGAUCAGUGAAUAUUUUUGUUGUCCAUGACAUUUAUAAAUGGUGUAUAUUUUGUAUUUUUAAAGUUAUGUAAAAUUGCUUCUAAUUUUUAAAGUGAUUUAUCAACUGUC
Molecule: messenger RNA, 5061 nt
Organism: Scleropages formosus (Asian bonytongue)
Lineage: Eukaryota; Metazoa; Chordata; Actinopteri; Osteoglossiformes; Osteoglossidae
Gene: tmem94
Product: transmembrane protein 94
Exons: 34
Coding region: 476-4570 (1364 amino acids)
Source: RefSeq, a predicted model, not a curated record